AGGAACCUGCACAUAAAGGUUGAAUGACGUCAGCAGCGGGUCCAGUCAGUAGAAAGACAGCAUCUCCUCCUCCAGCACUGUUGCUGCUGGAGCUUCGUGCAUUCAAGGAGGACUUGUCAUCUGGCUGUUUUAUCUUGUCUUGCUCUUUUCGGGACUACCACCAUGGGGAGAUUAGAUGCGUUUCGGCAGUUUAAUUUGUUAAAAUGGCUCAGAGAGGAGAGACAGUCGAGGAAACUGAUUCUGUUCAUUGUUUUCGUCGCGCUGCUGCUGGAUAACAUGCUGCUGACUGUGGUCGUCCCCAUCAUUCCCAGUUACCUGUACAACCUGGAUGAGUCAACAGCUACAGUGUUGAAGAAUAAGACCCUUCCUCAACCAGGUCCUCCAGGAGCUUUCCACAGCAUCGUGUCCUUAUACGACAACACUGUCAGGUCUUUGGGCUCCAACAUUACAACCAGGUCUACUGACCUGGUCUCUACAGCCCCAGCUGCCACAGAGCUGCCGCAGAACUCCUCCGACUGCCCACAGUCCACCAGCAAGCUGCUCAAUGAGAAUGUCAAAGUGGGAAUACUGUUUGCCUCCAAGGCCACCGUACAGCUGAUUACCAACCCCUUCAUAGGGCCACUCACAAACAGAAUAGGAUACCAACUUCCCAUAUUUGCUGGCUUCUGUAUCAUGUUCAUCUCUACUAUCAUGUUUGCCUUCUCAUCGAGCUACACUCUACUGUUUCUGGCCAGAUCACUUCAAGGUGUGGGCUCAUCCUGCUCAUCUGUGGCUGGAAUGGGAAUGCUUGCUAGUGUGUACACAGAUGAUGAAGAGAGAGGUCAUGCCAUCGGGAUCGCCCUGGGAGGUCUGGCAAUGGGGGUGUUAGUUGGACCCCCAUUUGGCAGUGUGAUGUAUGAUUUUGUUGGGAAGACAGCUCCUUUCCUUAUUCUGGCUUUCCUGGCUCUGUUUGAUGGAGCUCUGCAGCUCAUUGUUCUUCAGCCGACCAAGGUGGAGCCAGAGAGUCAGAAGGGGACCCCACUUUUAACACUAAUGAAAGAUCCAUACAUUCUAAUUGCAGCUGGUGCCAUUUGUUUUGGAAAUAUGGCCAUUGCCAUGAUGGAGCCAACGCUGCCAAUCUGGAUGAUGGAGACCAUGUGUGCCAAGAAAUGGCAGCUAGGCGUCGCUUUCUUACCAGCGUCCAUCUCCUACCUUAUUGGAACCAACAUCUUCGGCACAUUGGCACACAAGAUGGGGAGGUGGCUUUGUGCUCUCAUUGGAAUAACGGUGGUUGGAAUCAGUGUAAUAUGUGUUCCAUUUGCAACAAACAUCUAUGGCCUGAUUCUUCCAAACUUUGGUGUUGGUUUUGCUAUUGGUAAGUGUGCUAAAUUAAAUACUGUCCUUGUUUUACUGCUGAAUGUGUCAGAUCUUUUUUGUUUGUGCUGUGUUACAGGCAUGGUGGACUCCUCAAUGAUGCCUAUAAUGGGUUACCUUGUGGACCUGCGGCAUGUAUCUGUUUAUGGAAGUGUGUAUGCCAUUGCUGAUGUGGCUUUCUGUAUGGGAUUUGCUUUAGGUCCAUCUAUUGGAGGAUCCAUCGCUGAGAGUAUUGGCUUUCCCUGGGUCAUGACCAUAAUUGGAAUAGUGGAUAUUUUCUUUGCUCCGCUUUGCCUCUUCCUCAGGAAUCCACCAGGACAAGAAGAGAAAAUUGCCAUUUUGAUGGACACCAACUGCUCAAUGAAGACAAGGUCCUACUCCACACAGGGGACGUACUACCAGGGUGAAAAUAUGGAUCCAGAAUAUGACGAUUAUGAUUAACAGGACAGCAGCCAUGCAGGUUAACCCUUCAGAGGAUCUAUUUUGUUGUAUAAAAAAAAGGAACAGAAGAAAAAAAAAACAGCCAAGAUAUUUCCAUGUGAAUGUCCCACGUUCAGUCUUCACUGUUCAGUGUCCUCUUAGCGGUUGUAUUGGAGCAAACCAAAGUUGUUCUUGAUCUGUAAUUGCAAACGCAUUGCGUGAGAGAUAUUUUUUUUAGCCAACAGCCUUAUUCAGUAGAGAGAUGUUUCAGAAAGCACUUUUAGACAGUUGGAAGGAGCUGAACAACAAGUAUGCUUUGCUAGUUUAUUUUGAAUACAAUUAUGUCUUCAUUUAAGUGUCAGCCAUUAAAGUCUCAUUUUUAUCUACUAGAUGUCCAUGAUACUGUCCAUGUUAUCACCAGACCUGUGCAAGUGUGCAAGUUGGUAUUGUUGUUGUGAGAUAUGUCAAGAAACUGUUGUUUGUUUAAAAUCCAGAAAGAUUCUUUGGCCAGGUCUAUGGUCCUUGUUUGCAUUGAUACAGUUAAAGAUGUAAAUAUUAAGACUAAAACAGGCCCAGCCCAACUGAUGUGACUGAACUGCAUGGGGAAGUCAACACAUUUGAGCUGCUUAAGAAAAGAAUGAGGAAUGUAUUCUAAAAGACAGUAUAUCCUCCUGAUAAGAACAGAAGUCAUGUUUUUUUUU
Molecule: messenger RNA, 2474 nt
Organism: Larimichthys crocea (large yellow croaker)
Lineage: Eukaryota; Metazoa; Chordata; Actinopteri; Sciaenidae
Gene: slc18a2
Product: solute carrier family 18 member 2
Exons: 15
Coding region: 163-1794 (543 amino acids)
Biological process (GO): transmembrane transport; xenobiotic transport; aminergic neurotransmitter loading into synaptic vesicle
Cellular component (GO): terminal bouton; synaptic vesicle membrane
Molecular function (GO): xenobiotic transmembrane transporter activity; serotonin:sodium:chloride symporter activity
Source: RefSeq, a predicted model, not a curated record